AUGGCCACCAUCCAUUCUCACCUCAAGUAUCUCUCGCCUAUCAGUUUCUCCGAAGUGCCACAGCAGAAAGAAGAAUUAGAUCCCUACCUCGCGGAGCUAUUCGCUCAUGUUCAGUCUGUAGUUGAAUCCAUACCUAUCCCAGAUCCAGAUCCUGCACUUUCCAAGCGACUCGAACAUGGAAGCAAAUACCAGGCAUCUAGUGCUGCCGAGAUGUCCGUGUCUAGUGCUCGGAGUCCUCCCCCAUCGGCCGAAGAUGCUGCACUGCAGAAAGAGUGGGGAAAGCCCAUCAAGUUAUCUGCGAAAGAAAAUCCCAUGAACGUUGCGGUUUAUAAACUUGGAGGCAAGGAUGGAAAGGGUGCGUGGUUUGCUCGCCGAAGUGUCCAUGAGGGGCUAGGUUUCUCGCGCUUCAAGAAAGGGUUCGAAAGAGAAUUUCCUACAUCCCUGGCCGUACAAGGAGCACCCGGUGAAGGGAACAUCCGAGGUAUUGGCGCUGAGACAAAGGUUGAAGAAAUUACGGUCCCGAAUCGGGGAAAAGUCGAGGUAUAUCGUCUAAGUGCUCAAUUUCCAGGACCAACCACUCCCAGAGAUUUUGUUACUCUCCUUGUGACGUCGAGCAGGGCCAUCAAACCCCACGGAGAUGCCCACAAAACUCCCGACUUGGUGCCUCGACACUAUAUGAUUAUAUCUAAGCCUUGCGACCACCCUGAUACUCAACCCCGAUCUGGCUUCAUUCGUGGACAAUAUGAGUCAGUAGAAUUCAUUCGUGAAAUUCCACGAAGGUUGAAGACAACUACCUCAUCUACAGACCUGACCAGACUGGCCCAUAAUCGACCAGUGUCACCUUCACUCGAAAAGGAAGUACUGAAACAUAAUGCGGCGAAGCAUGAGGUCUCCUUCGAUAAACUUCCUCAUGAUGAUCAGCGAGAUAAUAAACACCUCAAGGUCGAUACGUCGAGUUCCUCACUCAGAGAACUGUCUCCCGCAAGUCGGAAACGCAGCGCAACAGUUGGGAUUCCUUCGACUCCUGUUUUGGGUGGAGAACCAGCGGAUCAUUAUGAUCCAGAGGACAAUCCCGUUGAGUGGAUAAUGGUAACGCGAAGUGAUCCUGGCGGCAGCGUUCCUCGCUUUAUGGUAGAAAGAGGCACACCUGGUAGCAUUACUGCUGAUGCCAUGAAGUUCCUAGACUGGGCAUGUCAACGUGAAGAUGAUGAUGACCCGGUAACAUCACCUCAACCAAGGCCUGGUGGCAAUAACCGACGUGAGAGCUUUGCGAGCUGGGAAGCUAAUGGCACGUUAGCUGGUAUCCGUGAGCAGGAGGAAAGCCUCUCCUCAGCUGUUGAAGAUCAAUCAGCACCAUCGACUCCCAAGGCAAGCGAACAUGGGGUUGAACCUUUCCCGAGCCUGUCAAGUGAUGGUCAAGACCCUACUUCUAGUGGAGCGCCGUCUUCUCCGUCCUCUUCCACUGGAAUCAUUGCCGCUUUGUCAAAUACCAUCAACUCAUAUACUCCCCAGGUCGUUCGCGAUAAUAUGCCUCAUUUUCAGAACCUGACGCCGAGGGGCAGCCCUGGACUUACCCCCAGGAAGGAUACAGGAGUAACUACAGUGUCGAACUUGUCAAUCAAUUCGCGAAGCCAAGCCGAUGACGACGAUGAUGCCUCAUCAACUAUUUCGAGCACUUCCUAUGCUUCAGCUGACUCACACAUUAUCUCUGAUGAAUCACCAUCAGUUUCAUCAAAAUCACUGCAGGAAAAAAACAGUGAAAGUCAAAUACUUUCUCAGCACAACAAAGAGAUGGCCAAGCUGGCGGAUCAGAAAGCGUCAAUGGAUGCAAAAUUCGCUCAACAACGAGAGAAGAUUUCUAGCCAAGCAUACAAAGAUACCGAAAAGGAGCAGCAAGCCUUGAGAAAGGCCGAAGAAAAGCAUGAACGAGAAAUAAAAAAGCACGAAGAGAAAUACAAGAAGGAACUCCUUCGACUUGAAGCAAAGAAGAAAAAGGAAGCCCAAAAGCUAGAUGAAAAAAAGCGUAAGCAGCAGGAUAAGGAUGAAAAAGGUCGACUCACAAGAGAGCGUGAUGAAGCGCGUGCACAGCUUGAUCUCCUGAAAAAGGAGAAUGAUCUCUUCCAACGACAGAUUGGAGAGCUCCAGAAAGAGAAUACAGCGCUCACGGCUCGGUUGGGGAGGCUAGAAGGCACGAGCCUGUCGCUUGAUAGCCCUGCUAGUGGAACCAACCGGUUUAGAGCCAUCACACUAGCUUCUGAUGGUCGGAAUAGGAGCUCAAGUCUGCUAAGUCGCAAAAAGAACAACGUUAAGUCGGAAGAUGGAGGUAGUGAAGGAUCCUGA
This is a messenger RNA of Exophiala bonariae, 2340 nucleotides long. RefSeq lists its product as uncharacterized. NCBI's taxonomy places the organism in Eukaryota, Fungi, Ascomycota, Eurotiomycetes, Chaetothyriales, Herpotrichiellaceae. The coding region runs from base 1 to 2340 and encodes 779 amino acids. The record is from RefSeq and is a predicted model, not a curated record. The transcript has a single exon.